AUGACCACUGUGGAUAUCUUUCCGCUCAUAUCCAGUGGCAAGGAGGAAGAAGAAAAGGACUAUAACGGUCCUACUCCAGGAGAAUUGUUGGAACCCCUUUUUGAAGAAAAAGAAACUGGUCAAGAAACAAACAUCCAAGAAUACUGUCUUGGGAAAAUGAUGAUAAAGAACCCAUUUUCAGAUCCAGAACAAGAAACCCACUACACCUACAAAAAUAUAGAAGAGCAGAUGACCCUGUGCUAUCCUGUAGAAAUGGGAAAUGGCACACCCUGUAGCUUCAGACCCUCAUCAAGCACAGUGAUGUACACCUGCCAUCCACAAGCUAAGCACGAGAUGCUCUCUCUAGCUAAAAUCACAACUGGUGAAUACAAAGUGAUUAUACUGACACCUCUGUUACGCAGCGAUCCGAAAUAG
This is a messenger RNA of Tinamus guttatus (white-throated tinamou), 414 nucleotides long. Lineage: Eukaryota; Metazoa; Chordata; Aves; Tinamiformes; Tinamidae. The record is from RefSeq and is a predicted model, not a curated record.